AUGGAGGAUCGGCUCUCCUAUGAAAAGACCUUCCUCCAGAUCGAGGAAGCUCAAGCUGGUUUGCCCACCUUGCGCCCUAGGAGUGUUCCUCCAAGGGGCAGAGAAGAUCUGGAGGUGUCUAAUUGCGUGCAAAGGUCUACUUGCAGUAACGCUGGAGUUCCACAAGCUGAUAUAGCUCUUGCGAGCAUGGAUCUAAGUGUGUCCACCUCAGUUCUCACUGGAAUUCGCACGGACUCCCUGGUGCGCGUGCUGGCCAGUGAAGACCGCGCACCAGGGAGGUGUAAACGUACCUGCUGUUGUUGA
Messenger RNA from Durusdinium trenchii, 303 nucleotides. Lineage: Eukaryota; Dinophyceae; Suessiales; Symbiodiniaceae. The record is from the annotation of a GenBank genome assembly.